Messenger RNA from Symbiodinium natans, 354 nucleotides. The record is from the annotation of a GenBank genome assembly. NCBI's taxonomy places the organism in Eukaryota, Dinophyceae, Suessiales, Symbiodiniaceae.
GUGCUGCAGGAAGUCACGCACGAGUUUCAGCUCUACGAAGCUGCUUUGUGCAGCAACGAUGUGAAGGCACUUGACAGUUUCUUUUUUGACAAUCCAUGCACUGUGCGCCUUGGCACGGCGGAGAAUCUUUAUGGCUAUGAGGCCAUUCGAGCCUUUCGGAAGCUCCGAUCUCCACCUGGUGACCGCAGGAUUCUGAAGUCGGUCAUCACCACCUAUGGAUCCGACUUCGCGGUCGCCAAUGUUGAGUUUCAACGUGAUGGCAGCUCCAAGGUUGGAAGGCAGUCGCAGACGUGGCUGCGAACUCCUGCUGGGUGGAAAGUCGUCUCUGCGCAUGUCUCGAUGAUGGAAGAAUGA